AUGUCAACCAAUUCCCUUUUCUCAUGUUCAUUUCGAUUAUUCACAACCAAAUUCCCACUUUCCAUCUUCAACAGAAACAACUCUACUUUCUUCAUUAAACCCACAAACACCCUUUUCUCUUCCAAACCCAUCACCUUCCAAAGACUCCCAACAAAACCAUCACCACUGUGGUCGUCGUCAUCAUCACCACCAUCCACUUCUUCCCUUCAACCCAUCGAAGAACUCCCUCCAAAGCUUCAAGAAAUUGUAAACCUCUUCCAAUCCGUACAAGAACCCAAAGCCAAAUACGAACAGCUUCUCUUCUACGGAAAAACCCUCAAACCCCUCGAACCCCAAUUUAAAACUAAAGAAAACAAAGUGGAAGGUUGUGUUUCUCAGGUUUGGGUCCGAGCCUACAUGGACAGUGACAAAAAUGUUGUCUAUGAAGCUGAUUCUGAUUCUGUUCUCACCAAAGGCCUUGCUGCUUUACUAGUUCAAGGCUUUUCAGGUCGACCCGUUAACGAAAUUAUCCGGGUCACACCCGAUUUUGUAAUGCUUCUUGGAUUGCAACAGAGUUUAACCCCUUCUAGAAAUAAUGGGUUUUUGAAUAUGCUCAAAUUAAUGCAGAAAAAAGCACUUUUGCUCUAUGUGGAAGCUGAGAAGGGUACUUCUGAAUUUAGCUCAAGUGGAAAUUCUGAUUUCAGAGAUGAUAGCCUUGAUGAGAAUUCAAGUGGUCCUUCUGUAACUCCAAGUUUAGGUGUUGAUUUUAGUUCUAAGGUUGAUGAGAAUGUUAAGUUGGAAGGGAGAGGGAAGAGGAUAAAGGAAAAGCUUGAAAAGGAACUUCAUCCUAUUGAGUUGGAAGUUGAAGACGUGUCUUAUCAACAUGCUGGACAUGCUGGUGUUAGAGGGAGCAAUGGUGAAACACAUUUCAAUGUUAAAGUUGUUUCUAAAGAGUUUCAAGGGAAGAGUUUGGUUAAGAGGCAUAGGCUUAUUUAUAACUUGCUUCAAGAUGAGCUGGAGUCUGGACUUCAUGCGUUGUCUAUUGUGGCCAAGACACCUUCUGAAGUCGGUGAAGGAUGA
This is a messenger RNA of Vicia faba (fava bean), 1059 nucleotides long. The record is from the annotation of a GenBank genome assembly. Lineage: Eukaryota; Viridiplantae; Streptophyta; Magnoliopsida; Fabales; Fabaceae.